Messenger RNA from Crotalus tigris (Tiger rattlesnake), 1741 nucleotides. Its product is annotated as syntaxin-binding protein 5-like. Lineage: Eukaryota; Metazoa; Chordata; Lepidosauria; Squamata; Viperidae. The record is from RefSeq and is a predicted model, not a curated record. Gene Ontology annotation, molecular function: myosin II binding; syntaxin binding; GTPase activator activity. Gene Ontology annotation, cellular component: plasma membrane; SNARE complex; cytoplasm. Bases 1 to 1482 code for a protein of 493 amino acids. The transcript is spliced from 9 exons. Gene Ontology annotation, biological process: regulation of protein secretion; regulation of exocytosis.
AUGGAAGGUGCAAGUGAUUUCCAAUUUGGUAAUCAGAUCAUUUUGAUAAUUGUUUCUCCUCUUCUUCUUAGUGUGAAGACUCGUGCUGUAAGAAUGCCCCCUGGUUAUCAAGCAGAACUUGUUAUUCAAUUGUUGUGUGUAGAUGGUGAGCUUCCUCAACAAAUAACCAGCCUAGCAAUGAAUUCAGCCUAUGGAUUAAUUGCAUUUGGAAACUGCAAUGGUCUGGUUGUUGUAGAUUUUAUGCAGAAGACUAAACUGCUGAGCAUAGGAAGCUUUGACCUCUAUGGAUCGAGUGAUCCCUAUCAGCGCCAACCUCGUUCUCCUCGCAGAAGCAAGCAAUUUAGCGCAGGUGUCACAGAGAUACUGGAUGGUCCAUUUCCAAUGGAGCUGGAGCGGUGCAGGUCCCCCACAGCUUCAGAUUCUUUAAAUGGACACUGUACAAAUCCAACUUCCCUAACUUGCAGUUCUGGAAAACGACUGUCCAGUGCAGAUGUUUCCAAAAUCAAUCGUCGUGCUCCUGGAAAGCCUCCAUUUAGGAAAGCACAGUCUGCUGCUUGCAUGGAGAUCUCUUUGCCCAUCACAUUGGAAGAAAACAGAGAGAACUCAUUCAGUCCUUCUCGAAGUUCUAGCAUCUGCAGUAUUGACAAAGAAUCUAAGGAAGCAAUCACAGCUUUAUAUUUCAUGGAGUCAUUUUCACGGAAAAAUGACACAUCUUUGUCUCCUUGCCUUUGGGUUGGAACAGGCCUGGGUGUAGUCUUGACUCUUUCCCUUCACCUUCCCACUGUCGAUGAAUUAAGGCCAACGGACCCAGUAACAAUUUCACUCAGUGGUACAAUUUUGUCACUAAAAGGAGCAGUGUUAACCUUUGCUUGCUUGGACUGCAUGGGAACAUUAAUACAUCCUCCCUAUGAAGCAUGGAAAGAUCCAAAUGCCACUGAGGAUAGUGAAAGAACCAAUAAAAGGAAACCUGUCCUUCAUUCUUCAUGCUCCCAGAACACAGGAGACCACCAGCUUGCCAUUAUCUGCUCAGAGAAACAAGCCAAAGUAUUUUCAUUGCCUUCCCAGAUAUGCCUCUAUGUUCACAACAUCACAGACACAUUAUUUUUGCGAGCAGAUGUGGUGACCCUCUGUAACAGUGUUUGCUUGGCAUGUUUUUGUGCCAAUGGGCAUAUCAUGAUACUGAGUUUACCCAGCCUUCGCUCGCUGCUAGAUGUGAAUUAUUUGCCUGAAACAGAUACAAGGAUUGCCCGGACCUUUUGUUUUACCAAUGAAGGACAAGCUUUGUAUCUUGGUUCUCCAACAGAAGUCCAGCGACUGAACUAUAGCCAGGAAAUGUUUGACCAUCUGCAGGACAUGCUUGGUGAUUUGUUCAUUCCCAUGGACACCCCAGAGGCCCAAUACAGAGGUUUUCUGAAGGGGCUAUUUGGUGGAACUGGUGGAACACUUGACCGAGAAGAUCUGUGUAAGUGUUUUUCCCCAUAAAAUGCAUCACAAAAAAUAGGAAUCAAAGGAAAAUAUAAAAAAUGAAAAUAAAUAGAAUAAAAUUGUGAUAGUAUAACACUGGCCUUUCUGAAAUGGUUGUUCAAAACUAAUAUCUGAACAAUGUUGCAAAUGUUGUUCAAAUGGAUAAUUUAAAUUAUACAUUUAACACCAAAAUUUAAACGUUCUAAAAAGUUGCUAUGUAUCUCUGUGCUAAAUGCUACGAUGGAGGUACUGAAUGCCUGUUAUGUAUCCAAAGAUA